Impatiens glandulifera is the source of this 745-nucleotide messenger RNA. Its product is annotated as early nodulin-like protein 1. The record is from RefSeq and is a predicted model, not a curated record. The transcript has 2 exons. NCBI's taxonomy places the organism in Eukaryota, Viridiplantae, Streptophyta, Magnoliopsida, Ericales, Balsaminaceae. The coding region runs from base 34 to 570 and encodes 178 amino acids. Gene Ontology annotation, cellular component: plasma membrane. Gene Ontology annotation, molecular function: electron transfer activity.
UUUCUUUUUCACAGAAAAUCAAGAUUCAAAUCAAUGGCUACUUCGAUUCUUCCCCUUCUUCUAACCAUCCUUUUCUCUGUCUCUCUCUCAGAAGGCAGAGAGUUUUUCGCCGGCGGCCAUUCUGAUUCCUGGAAAAUCCCUUCAUCUCCGGAGGAUUUGAGUGAUUGGUCAGGGAGAAUGCGGUUCCUUAUUGGCGAUUCUCUGGUUUGGAAAUACGAUCCCAAAUCGGACUCUGUUUUGGAAGUGAGUGAAGAAGAUUUCAACAGCUGCAACACAGAGAACCCUAUCAGCAAACAUGACGACGGGAAUACCAAGAUUGUUCUGAACAGAUCUGGGCCGUUUUACUUUAUCAGUGGAGCUGAGGGAAGUUGUCAGAAGGGAGAGAAGAUUCACAUCAGGGUUUUGUCUAAGAAACAUAGAGGGAUUGUUGCUGUAACUCCGGCACCAGCGCCGGCUGAAAGUGAGAUUCAUGCUCCGGCACCGGCGCCGGCUGUUGGUGGUGCUGUGGCCUUGAAGGGUGGUGCGGUGAUGAUGGGUUUGGUUAUGGGUUUAUUUGUUGCUUUUGUUUAGGUUGUUGUUGAUGGAUGGAUGGAUGGAUGGAUGGAUGGAUGGAUGGACGGUUUGGAUGAAUUGUCUUUUUAGAUCAAUUUAGUGAUUUAAUAAUAUGAAUAUGAUAUAUGGGUAUGUUAAAUUGUUUUGUUGUUUUUAUUUUUUAGUUUAAUUUUUGAAAUGAUGCUUUUUUAUU